This is a messenger RNA of Strigops habroptila (Kakapo), 3273 nucleotides long. RefSeq names its product patatin like phospholipase domain containing 8 (gene PNPLA8). Lineage: Eukaryota; Metazoa; Chordata; Aves; Psittaciformes; Psittacidae. Gene Ontology annotation, cellular component: membrane. The coding region runs from base 274 to 2676 and encodes 800 amino acids. The record is from RefSeq and is a predicted model, not a curated record. The transcript is spliced from 10 exons. Gene Ontology annotation, biological process: arachidonate metabolic process.
CUUCCGGCGUGCCGGCGCGGCGCAGGCGCAGUAGCGCGGCGCAGCCUGGUGCCGCUGUCACGGUGUGGGUCCCGCCGUCCUCUCCGCCGGGGUGGCACCGUGCGGGCCCUGCCCGUGAGGGCGGCAGGCCUUGCCCGGCGCUCGCCGGCGGCAGCGGGGGCAGGCGGGAGCCGCCGCCCUGCAGAUAAUACUGUGAGAUACAAGACUAUUGAAAUACGUUUUCUGGAAUGAAAUAGACCAGCAACUUAGGACAGGUGUAGUUAUUUAUAAGUAAUGACAGUUCACUUAUUUUUAGAUGCAUAUUUGUUUGUUUUGAUUAACCCCAAAAGCCUUUGGUGGAAGCAAAGAAACAAAUACCUGUAUUUGUAUAGGCCUAAAGUCUGCUGGAGGAUAAAUCAUGCCAUUCACCUGAGGGUUUUUCAUACAAGUGAGCCUCAGUGUAAAUGGGUCAGAAGCAAGACACUUUGGUAUAACAAAUACAUUUGCAGCCAUGACUUUUUAUACUUCAGAGUUGCUAAGCUCUUGACUUCUUCUUCCAAAGGACUUACAAAAGUGAACAGUCACAUGUCACGAAUUAAGAAUACUCUAGAAUCUGUUUCAAAGGCAGUGUCUGGCACUCACAGUGAACUGGUUUCACGGAUAGCCCGAUUGAAGUCACACUCAGGUACUCUGGGAAAAGCAAAGAAAAGUAAUGGAGAUGCAAAUCUAGAAAAUGAUAAACAAGUCGCAGAUGCCAGAACUCAGGAGGAUUGCAACAGAGGCCCAGCUGCAGGGAAAUCCAGUUGUGCAAGUGGAAACUUGGAGCCUAUGUUAGUAAGUUCAAGUGGCGCUUGCCGAGAUACCCCGGAAGAUUCAGCGUCUACUAAAAGCCACCUUUUUCAUAUAAGUUACUUUUCUACAAGUUUUGGAGAGACUUAUAACUUCAUAGCUGAUCAUAUCAACUGGUACUUUAAUAAUAAGCCUGUUAUGGAUCAAGAGAGAAAAAGGAAUGCUUUAUUACAGGACUCUCAGAGUGAGGAGAGGAGUAAGCUUGAUUCAUCAGAAGAUACUGUAGUGAAUGAAGAAAGGAUGGUGGAUUCAGCAGCUACUUUAGCUCCUGAAGCAGAGACUCUGGGUGCUGAAAAGCCAAGUACUGCUCUUCCAGUUUCCACUAAAAAAACUAUUGCAAACUUUCUUUCGUAUCCCAGUAACAGUGUACAAGCUUUUGUAGACAGUUACAUUGGCGGGUUGGUUCCUAAGUUAAGAUCCGACUCAAAAGCACUUUCACAAGAAAAGACUAAACAGGCAGAACAAGAAGUGUGUGAGAAGGGUGAGGAGGACAAAGCGAAAGAGGUUAAGGCUGCAGAAGAGAAGGAAAAGCAUCUAUCUCUUCAGAGAGAAAAGAUUAUUGCAAGAGUGAGUAUUGAUAACAGGACUCGAGCUCUAGUGCAAGCCCUACGAAGAUCCUCUAAUCGAAGAGUCUGUAUCAGCAGGGUUGAAGAACUGACCUAUCACCUUCUAGAAUUUCCAGAGAGCAGAGGAGUUGCAAUUAAGGAAAAAAUAAUCCCAUGCCUACUGAGACUGAGACAGGCAAAUGACGAAAGUCUUCAGGCUGCUGUUAGAGAGACUUUAGCUAUAAUUGGAUAUACAGACCCUGUGAAAGGCUGGGGAAUUCGAAUCCUCACUAUUGAUGGAGGAGGAACAAGGGGUUUAGUUGCACUUCAGACUCUACGGAAACUAGAAGAACUAACUGGAAAGCCGGUUCAUCAACUUUUUGACUACAUCUGUGGUGUAAGCACAGGAGCUAUAUUAGCUUUUAUGUUGGGGUUGUUCCAUAUCCCUCUGGAUGAUUGUGAAGAACUGUAUCGCAAGUUAGGAUCAGAUGUUUUUAAGCAGAAUGUCAUUGUUGGAACAGUCAAAAUGGGUUGGAGCCAUGCCUUUUAUGACAGUGAUAUAUGGGAAAAAAUACUCAAAGAAAGAAUGGGCUCAAAUCUUCUGAUUGAAACUGCAAGAAAUUCCAAAUGUCCGAAGGUAUCUGCCGUAAGCACCAUUGUAAACAGAGGAACACCACUGAAAGCAUUUGUUUUUAGAAACUACAACCACUUCCCUGGUGUUAAGUCUCAUUAUAUGGGAGGCUGUCAGUAUAAACUCUGGCAGGCCAUUAGAGCAUCAUCUGCUGCACCGGGUUACUUUCAGGAAUAUGUUUUGGGCAACUAUCUUCAUCAAGAUGGAGGUCUGCUGCUAAAUAAUCCUUCUGCACUGGCAGUUCAUGAGUGCAAGUGUCUUUGGCCAGAUGUUCCAUUGCAGUGUCUAAUAUCACUGGGCACUGGUCGAUACGAAAGUGAAGGAAAGACCAACGUCACAUACACCAGUCUGAAAGCCAAACUCACAAAUGUCAUCAGCAGUGCAACUGACACAGAAGAAGUUCACACCAUGCUGGAUGCACUGUUACCUGCAGAUACUUACUUCAGAUUUAACCCUCUUAUGAAUGAAGACAUACCUCUAGAUGAAAGUCGUAAAGAGAAACUCAACCAGCUGCAGACAGAUGGAAUUCGGUAUUUAGAACGAAAUGAAGAAAAACUGAAAAAAGCUGCAAAAGUACUAAUGCAAGAAAAAACAGUUUUGCAGAGACUUCAGGACUGGAUGCGGUUAAAGACUGACAUGUAUGAAGGCCUUUCGUUUCCUUCCAAAUUGUGAAUAUGUAAAGCAUGAAAGAUCAUAAAUGUAAAUGUCGUUCCAGAAAAUCCAUUCAGUACUGUAAAGGAAAUAUGUUUACUGGGGGUAAAUAACAUCUUUGGAAAGCUCUCAGUUCUGGAGAAAGCAAUUCCAGAUGGCUGGUUUGUGCACACUUGCUUAAUACAAGGGUUUAUGGUGUUAAUUAUUUUUUGACUUUUACAGAUCUUACUGUUGCUCUGAAGUUUCUUAAAGUCAGUAAAACUUAAAAUUGUGAAAAACAAUUGUCAUGCAUUUUUGAUGUAUGUACUCUAAUUAUGGUGGCAGUAAAUCUUUAUUUACCAACUAUCAGGCUUAUUCAAAACUAAUGAAAAUUAAAACCCUCAUUCACUUUAAUGUAGGCAACAUACCUGUAGGCUCUUGUGUAGCCAGUGAAUUCAAUAGAAAUGUAACAUUCUUACCAAAACUUUGCCUGUGUUAAUUGCACUUUUACAUCUGAAAGAUGACAUUUAAAUUCUUUUUUUUUUUUUUCAGUAGAUUUUGUACAUAACAGUACUGACUAAGAUAUUUGGAUGACUAUAAAUGGCAUAUUAAAUUAUCAAAAUGAAGAUACUUCUAGGA